AUGCACCUAUCUAUUAUUUAGUUUUACGUGCAACACCUAAAGAAAAAAGUCAAACCAUUUUCAUUAUGUUCAUUAUUACAAUACCUACUCCAUUAGUGUAAUAAUAUAACCGACUCUUCUAAUUCUGGCAAAUAAUACCAACCACCGUAUUGUGCAUUGAAUAAGAUUAGGUUCAUAUUAAAAUAAAGCUUCACCAACACCUUUACCAUGUAGCAACAUCAUUCAACUGGCACUUAGCGGGUUCACCAACUGUAUAAGGUGAAGAAAAAAAAUGACUCAAGUUUGUAAUUCAAAAUUACAACAAACAAAAUAACUGCCUCUGCUGAUUGCCUUAAGUUAUACAAAGUAUUCCAUUAAGCAGUAGCUCUUUAAAUGGAGGUGAUUCACCGUGGCAAGAAGCAUUGUUCCAAAGAUUGACACCUGAUUGAUGGUGAGGUCCUCUGAUUCUGCACACCUUGGGAUGGUUGAUUAGAUUCCUCUAUGGAUAGCCCCAAAUUCAUCACAAGUGAAGCUGUUCCAACUCAAAAGAAUGCAAAUCUAUGAAUAAAAAGGACUUAAAGGUUUUAGUGAAGAUUCAUAUUAGCUCCUAAUCAGGAGAACUUGUCGUCACAUGCCGAGGUGAAAAGGAAGCUAAGGAAGGGAGAGCAAACAAGCAACAAAAAGGGGCCAUAGAAAGGAUCAAAGGGAAGCAACAUUGGUGGCCAAAGCUGGCUCACCAACGUUGCCUCAAACGUUGAGGAAAGAAGAAGAGACCAACGUUGGAGCCAAAGUUGGUGCUCCAACGUUAGGUCCAACGUCCAUGCUUAAAGAGGUGCAAAGUUGGAGCCAAAGUUGGCUUCCAACUUUGCCCCAAACGUUGGCCAAGAAAAGUGCAUAGUUGGAGCCAAAGUUGGACUCCAACUAUGCCUCAAACUAUAAGCAAGAAGGCAACAUUUGAGCCCGAAGUUGGACCUCAAACGCUACCUCAAAUGUUGGCCAAGAGAAGGGUGCAUAGUUGGAGCCAAAGUUGGACUCCAACUAUGGGUCCAACAUUGAGGUAGAAAGGUGCCAACGUUGGAGGAAACAUUGGUGGUCCAAUGUUACCUCCAACGUGCUCGAAAAAUUUCAAGUUUUGGAGAGUGGGAAAAUGUGCAACGACGCGUACGCGUGGAUGUGCUUUUUAGCCAAUCGGCACGCACGCGUAGGUCACGCGUACGCGUGGAUAGGCAGAUGUUGGUGGUCCAAUGUUGGGGCCAACAUGGAGUCCAACGUGCUCAAUAAACUUCCAAACCAAAUUGUGAAGGGACGCGUACGCGUGGUUCACGAGUACGCGUGGAUGAGUAAUUUUGCCAAUUGACGUGCAUGCGUAGGCGACGCGUACGUGUGGAUAAGCAAACGUUGAACUCCAACAUGAGGUCCAACGUUGAGUCAAACGCUGGGUUAAACUUCAGGGCCAACGUCCCAGCCUUGUUUGGCAAAGUUUGACCCAACGUUUGAGCUCAAACCUUGAACUCCAACGUCAACCCAACUUCAAUACAAAAACGCACCCAGGGAGAGUAUGAACGUUAACUUUUAAACGUCCUCAUCAAACGUCACUAAAGGCCACUCUCAACUAGCUUCAACAGAGUCCAAAGGGCCCAGUCCAAGUACUUGAAGAUUGAAUGAAGAAAGUGUAUAAAUAGAUUAGAGUUUAAGUUAGAAAGGGGGGUGCUUACACACUGAGUGCUGUAACUCUGCCCAAUUUUAUUCUGCAAAUUUUAGUUUACUUUGAAUGUACUUUUUCAUUCCAACUUCCAUUCCCAGAGCUAUGAACAACUAAACCCCUUUCAUUGGGUUAGGGAGCUCUGUUGUACUUCAAUGGAUCAAUAGUAGUUUCCAUUCUUUUUCUUCUUUCUUUUCUCUUGAUUUUGCUAGAAAGCUUUCGGUCUUAAUUCAAUUGAGCAGUUGGCUCGACGUAGAAGCUGUUCAUAUUUGGAUUUUCUUUGAGCCUCGAGAGAGGGAUGAGGAAAUCAUGCUAGAAAUGCUUUCUCAUGUUGGACUGGAUUGGGGGUUGGAUGGAUAUAGUGCAUGUAAUCCUACCAAUACUUUGAUCUAGAAAAACAUGUGGUAUAAUCAGUGACCAUACUUCAUCUCUUCCCAUGAACAAUUAAACCAAGACAUUGGGCAAUUGUUCAAGCUUAGAGAGAUUGGUGAGGCAAGACAUUAGAAUCCAAUUACCUAAGAUUGCCAAGAAAAUCAAUGAGUGUCUUGAUUGAGGAAGAGAUGAAGAUGAACUUGAUCCGGAGAAUGCAACAUCUCCUAAGCCCAAUGAAUUCUCCAUCUCUGAUCUACCCAUUCUCUUUAAUUUCUGUUAUUCAUUUUUAUGUUUAAUCACCCCAUUCCCAUUUAUUUUUCUGCACUUUAAUUUCUUCUCUCUACCUUCUGCAGUUUACUUUUAGUCAAUUACAUUCUUUGCAAUUUACUUUUCCCGCCAUUUAUUUUUCAGCAAUUCCAUAUUCAAAUCUGCCUAGUUCAACUAGAACACUCCUCCAAUUAAAGUUGAUCAACCAAUCAAUCCCUGUGGGAUUCGACCUCACUCUAUUGUGAGUUUUUACUUGACGACAAUCCGGUGUACUUGCCAGUGGAAAUUUGUCGAGAGACAAGUUUUUGAGCAUCAAGUUUAUGACGUCAUUGCCGGGAAUUGAUUUUGUAUUGACAAUGAUUAAAUUGGAGGAUAACUAGAUUGAGCAAUUUUCUUUUCUUUUGUUGUUUACAAUUUCCUUUUGCACUUUCAUUUAUUUUUCUUUGUUCUUUUACUUUUCAGCUCAACUAAUUCACUAACUCCACUAACUGUUUGAUUAAUUACUCUAACCACAUUUUUUAUUAACUAUGAGUUUUCCACUUGCUGUUUGCCUUUGUUUGCUGAGUGCAUGACAGGUAGACGAGGUGAGACUUCAACAUCUUUUGACAGUGUACCCGAAAGAACCUUCCUUAGAUUAAGGAGGGAAGCAAGAGGCAAGGGAGUAGUUGGAGAAGAAGAGUUGGAAGAAGAUCUAGACAUUGUUAUGGAGGAAGAGGUUCAUAACCAUGCUGGAGAAGGUGCUGGUAAUCAUGCACCACAAGAGAGGAGAGUGCUAGGCUCAUACAUUAACCCCAACCCUGGGAAUUGUGGGAGCAGCAUUCUAAAGCCAACCAUCCAUGCCAACAAUUUUGAAUUAAAGCCACAACUCAUCACCCUAGUUCAAAACAAUUGUUCUUUCGGAGGGAGUGUCCAAGAAGACCCCAACCAAUAUCUAACCACCUUCCUGAGAAUAUGUGAUACUAUGAAGUCUAAUGGUGUUCAUCUUAACACCUAUAGAUUGCUCUUGUUCCCAUUCUCUCUCAGGGACAAGGCAUCUAAGUGGCUAGAGUCAUUUUCUAAGGAGAGCCUCACAACUUGGAAAGAUGUGGUAAACAAGUUCUUGGCAAGAUUUUAUCCCCCACAAAGAUUUAAUAGGCUGAGAGCAGAGGUUCAAACAUUCAGACAACAAGAUGGGGAGACGCUUUAUGAAGCAUGGGAAAGAUAUAAAGACUUGACAAGGAAGUGUCCCCCGGAUAUGUUCAAUGAGUGGGUGCAACUACAUAUUUUAUAUGAGGGACUGUCAUAUGAGUCGAAAAAUGCUCUAGACCAUUCUUCUGGAGGCUCUCUCAAUAAGAAGAAGACCAUUGAAGAGGCUAUUGAUGUCAUUGAAACAGUGGCUAAUACUGAGUAUCUCUAUGCCUCUGAAAGAAGAAACAAUAGAGGAGUGAUGGAGCUGAAUAACAUGGAUGCAAUUCUGGCUCAAAACAAGAUGAUUGCUAAGCAACUAGCUUAUCUAACCAAGCAAAUAGAGAAGAAUCAAGCUACAGCAAUCCACACUUGACCAUCAACACAAGAAGAGCUCAAUGCAGAGGAAGGGGAAGAUUGGGAGCAAGCCAACUACAUUGGAAAUUCAUCAAGACAACCCCAUGACCCAUACUCAAAAACCUACAACCCUGGUUGGAAGAACUACCCAAACUUUGGGUGGAAAAACCAAUAUAACUAGAGCCAAGACCAAAGACCUCACAACUCCAACUACCACAACAACUCAACCUACCAACAACCCAACCAGAGAUCAUACCAACCCUCAUAAAACACCUAUCCCCAGCCUCCAUAUCAAGUCCAAAAUAGUCACUCUCAACCCCCAAAUUCUAACCCACCACCACCAUUAGAGGAUAGGCUGUCCAAGAUUGAAGCCUUGUUGGAAAAUCUUUGUAAAGACGUUCAAGACAACAGAACAUUCAAGGAGGAAGUAAGGGCUAGUAUGAAAAGUCGAUGAGAGACUAUCAAGAAUCUUGAAUCCCAAGUAGGAUAUUUGUUUCAACAAAUCCCUAAGCCCACUGACAGCUUUCCAAGUGACACUGAGAAGAAUCCAAGAGGAAAAACAAAAAAAGUGAGAUGGGAAGAAUACAAGGCAACUACCCUUGCAAGUGAAGAUGAUAUGGAGGAAGAAAUUAGCAGGCCAUCAGAGCAUACCCAAGGAGUUCCAGAAGGGAAGAUGGAAGAGGCAGAACAAAUGACUAGCCCUGAACAAAAAAAGGAAUCAAAAGAGAAAGAAGUCCUUCAACCUUAUGUGCCAAAAGCACCAUUCCCUCAAAGACUCAGGGAUGGUGAGAAGGAGAAAACAUACACUAGAUUCCUGGAUGUAUUUAAGUCUCUUCAGGUCAAUAUUCCCUUCCUUGAGGCCCUUCAACAGAUGCCCACAUACAUUAAAUGUAUGAAAGAGUUUCUGACUAAGAAGAGUACCCUGAAGGGAGGACAGACAGUAGUGCUGAAUAAGGAAUGUAGUGCUCUCAUCCAGAAGAACAUGCCUACAAAGAAAAAGGAUCCAGGAAGUUUUCAUAUUCCCUGUACCAUAGGAGAUAUAAUGAUUGACAGAGGAUUUUGUGAUCUGGGAGCAGCAUAAAUGUAAUGCCUUUAUCUCUCAUGAAGAUGCUGCAAAUUAAUGAGUUGAAACCCACAAAUGUGAUCCUUCAAUUGGCUGACAAGACCUAGAAACAAGCACUAGGAGUAGUGGAAAAUAUAAUGGUAAAGGUUGGGAAGUACUUCCUUCCUACAGAUUUUGUUGUUCUUGAGAUGGAAGAAAGCUACCUCCAUCUAAUCAUUCUGGGGAGACCUUUUUUGGCAACUGGCAGAGCACUUAUAGAUGUUGAGCAAGGCGAGUUGAUAUUGAGGAUACAUGAUGAGCAAUUCACCUUCCAUGUCUUCAAACCCUCACAUGAUCUAGAUCAAGAGAAGGAAUGCAUGAAGGAUGAUCUUAGUGAUACAAACCUGAAAGAAGCACCCAUUGAACCAUCCCCAGAGAAUCUGAAGUCACACCUAAAAGAGAAGGAAGAAGUAAAGGUGACGUUACAGACUAAGGAAAUUAAGGAGGAAUUAGGGUCACAACUCUCACAUGAGACAAGAAAGAAGGACCCUCAUGACACUGGCACUGGAGUAUUACUUGAAGAAGGGAAAAGAGUUGGAAAGAAGACACCAAAGGGAUGGAAGAAUAAGAAGAUCCCUACAGAGGAUUUUUUUUCCUAGGGACAAGGUGAUAUCAUGGUUCUAAAAACCGAACUGGACCGGUCGAUUUAACCAGAAUAAUCGGAAACCGGUCACCUAGCCGUCCGGGUAAGCUCAGAAACUGCCUGGCAAAAAACCGGUAAAAAAACUGGGUGAAUCGGCGGUUAACCGGUGAACCGGGAGAACCGUCCGAUUUUUUAGCAAUUUUUUGUUUGAAAGUAAAAGUGCUAAACGGCGUCGUUUUGUCUCUUAAAAAAAGAAAGAAAGAAAAGAAAGGUUAAACGCCUAACGAAGCCCUAAUCAGUAAUCAGAAAUCACCUCGAAGCCAGAAGAGGAAUCAGCAGUUCAGCACCCACAGCAACUAGCUCUCUCCUCUUCGCAAUCGCAUUGCCACCACCACCAAUCGAGCAGCCACCGCCAUCGCCACCGCAUCCCGCAGCCACAGCAACGACGGCGUUGACCACCGCAACCACCACCUCCUCCUCGUUGGUCGUCGCCGAGCUUGCCUCCUCUUUCGUCGUCGCCGAGCUCGCCUCCUCUUUUGUCGCCGUUACUCGCCGCCAGUAAUAUUCUCGGUUAUUCCUCCUCACUGCCUUCUGAUUUUCUGUGCUUGAUUUUAUGAUUUAUUUGUUUGCGAUUUUGAUUUAUUUGUUAUCUGUUCAUGAUUUGUUUGUUUGCUGGAUUCAUGAUUUUGAUUUUUGAUUUUCUGAGGUUAUUUGUUCAUGAUGAAUUUGUUUGCUGCUUCAUGAUUUUGGUUGCUGAAUUAUUUAUUUGUUCAUAGUUUUCUGAAGUUAUUUUCUGGUCUUUGAUUUUCUGAUUAUUACAG
Messenger RNA from Arachis ipaensis, 6347 nucleotides. Lineage: Eukaryota; Viridiplantae; Streptophyta; Magnoliopsida; Fabales; Fabaceae. The record is from RefSeq and is a predicted model, not a curated record.